Aspergillus affinis is the source of this 1581-nucleotide messenger RNA. Its product is annotated as ankyrin repeat domain-containing protein. Gene Ontology annotation, molecular function: protein binding. The record is from RefSeq and is a predicted model, not a curated record. NCBI's taxonomy places the organism in Eukaryota, Fungi, Ascomycota, Eurotiomycetes, Eurotiales, Aspergillaceae. The transcript has a single exon. The coding region runs from base 1 to 1581 and encodes 526 amino acids.
AUGGCCGAAUCCGCUCCGCCAGCGCCCAAAAGCCGCCUCGAGGUGGCUCUCUUCCUGGCCGCGAGCAAAGGCUACGACUCGAUCGUGCAACUGCUGCUAAGCACGCCGGGUGUGGACCUGGAUUGUCGUGACGAGAAUGGUCGCAGCGCGCUAUCCUGGGCCGCCGAGGGAGGCCACGAGAAGGUGGUAAGCCUGCUGCUGGGAAACGGAGUGGACGCCAACGCCCGCGACACGAAGUUCGGGCAGACACCGCUAGGAUGGGCCGUGAAGAACGAGCACGAGAACGUGAUGGUGGCGCUAUUAGCCAAGGGGGUCGAUAGUAAUGUGGCCGAUGCGAGCGGACAAACGCCGCUCUGCUACGCCGUGGAGAAGGGGGACCCGACGCUGGUGUUGUUACUGCUGAAGGCGGGCGCGGAUCCUGCGGUGAAAGGGGCGGAUGGACGGACGCCGUUAGCCUGGGCGGCGGAAAAAGGACAUGAAGAGAUCCUGCUCUUGCUGAUCAGCUCGGGUCGAGUGGGCGUGGACGAGCCAGACGAUGCCGGGUGUACGCCGUUAUGGUGGGCAGCGAGAAAUGGGAACAUGGGGAUUGUGCGACUCUUGCUGCGACAUGGCGCCGACAUGAAUUUGCAACCCCCGAUAAAUGCGGAGGCUGGGGGGAAGAGACCUGAUGGGACUCCAUUGUAUCAAGCCGGUCGGAAGGGACACGGCGACGUGGUGAAGUAUCUGAUCAAGAAGGGGGCCGACAUUAACGCGCCGUCGGGCCAGUUAGGGCUACCGCUGCUGCUGGCCCUGGUGAUGUACGAGCGAGGUAAACAUCGCAUGAAGAUGAUGCAGCUGCUCCUGCAGAAGGGAGCCGAUGUCAACGCCAAGGAUGCGUCUGGGCUGACGACGUUGCAUUUCGCUGCGAAGGAGAACGAUGUGGCGUUGGCGACGGUGUUCCUGCAAAUGGGGGCUCAGGUAGACGCAGAGACAAAGGACGACACGACUGCAUUACACAUCGCCGUACGGCUGGGUCACGAUCGCUUCGUCGAGCUCUUGCUGGCCAAUGACGCCGAUGUAGAAGCGCAAGACGAGUCCGGCGACACGCCGCUACAUCUCGCCGCUGCGAACGGAGAUCGAAACAUGCUGCAGCUUCUGUUAGAAAGUGCGACGGACAUCAACGUGACCAACCAUUCCGGGGAAACGCUGCUGCACAAGGCCGCCGAGAAUGGCCUUCGCAAGAUGGUCGACUUUCUGAUCCGGAAGGGCGCGGAUGUGAAUCCGCGAGAUGAUUACGGCAAAACACCUCUGCACAAGGCUGUCCGGGCCAAAAGCCAUGUCCUGCGGUUUCUCGUUAACAAAGGGGGAGACAUCUUUGCGCGCGACAUGUUUGGACAGACGGUGCUGCACAUGGCGGCCUCCGCCGGACUACGACAGGAUGUCCAUUUUCUUCUGGGACACGGAGCGGCCGCCGACGUGAAAGAUGAUAAUGGACAGACGGCGCGAGACUUGGCCGCAAAGGCAGGGGCCGCGGACGUCGAGCAGUUACUAGACGAGAUGAUGAGCUUGGUGGUGCCGGAAGAAAUCGUGGCCGAGGAGUAG